This is a messenger RNA of Myotis brandtii (Brandt's bat), 548 nucleotides long. RefSeq names its product selenide, water dikinase 1-like. The record is from RefSeq and is a predicted model, not a curated record. Gene Ontology annotation, cellular component: cytoplasm. Lineage: Eukaryota; Metazoa; Chordata; Mammalia; Chiroptera; Vespertilionidae. The transcript has 2 exons. Gene Ontology annotation, biological process: L-selenocysteine biosynthetic process. The annotation marks the transcript as partial. Gene Ontology annotation, molecular function: selenide, water dikinase activity; ATP binding.
UGUUGUUGUCCUGGGCUUAGGGGCUCGGAGGUGUAUCUGUGAAGAAACCAGUGGACUAAGAGAGGGAGGAGAGGAACCCAGCUGUGAGGUGUGUACGCCCAAGAACCAUGUCUACACGGGAGUCUUUUAACCCGGAAAGUUAUGAAUUGGAUAAGAGCUUCCGAUUAACAAGAUUUACUGAACUGAAGGGCACUGGCUGCAAAGUGCCCCAAGAUGUCCUGCAGAAAUUGCUGGAAUCCUUACAAGAGAACCACUUCCAAGAAGAUGAGCAGUUUCUGGGAGCGGUUAUGCCAAGGCUUGGCAUUGGGAUGGAUACUUGUGUCAUUCCUUUGAGGCAUGGUGGUCUUUCCUUGGUGCAAACCACAGAUUACAUUUAUCCUUUCGUCGAUGACCCUUACAUGAUGGGUUUUAAAGAUGCAGCAGAGGAAACAGGAACAUCUGUAAUGGGUGGACAAACAGUGUUAAACCCCUGGAUUGUUUUGGGAGGAGUAGCUACAACUGUCUGCCAGCCCAAUGAAUUCUUCAUGCCAGAUAACGCAGUGCCUGGG